Messenger RNA from Guyanagaster necrorhizus, 1041 nucleotides. Its product is annotated as terpenoid synthase. The transcript is spliced from 6 exons. NCBI's taxonomy places the organism in Eukaryota, Fungi, Basidiomycota, Agaricomycetes, Agaricales, Physalacriaceae. The record is from RefSeq and is a predicted model, not a curated record. Gene Ontology annotation, molecular function: terpene synthase activity. Bases 1 to 1041 code for a protein of 346 amino acids.
AUGGACACUCAAUCUGACGUUGUAUUCCGCAUUCCUGAUACCCUCGCUUACUGGCCAUGGCCACGAAAUAACAAUCCUCAUUACGAGGAAGUAAAGGCUGUGUCGAAUACUUGGUUUCGGUCGUUAAAAGCAUUUCGGCCAGAAGCUCAGCGAGCAUAUGAGCGCUGUGAUUCUAGUUUGUUGGCUUCACUAGCAUACUCGACAGCAACAAAGGAACAUCUUCGCACCGGAUGUGAUCUGUUCCACGUAGUGUUCGCUUUCGACGAGUAUACUGACAGUGCACCACCCGAAAUUGUCCGACAAUACGCAGAUAUCGUUAUGGACGCUAUUAAAAACCCUUCCAAACCGCGACCUACUGACGAGGUCGUUCUUGGGGUCAUUGCACAAGAGUUCUGGGCUCUUAGUGUAAAGUCGGCCAGCAAUACAUCUCAGAAGCACUUCAUUGAAGGUUUUGGGAAUUAUGUGGCUGCUGUGGUCCAAGAAGCAAAGGAUCGGCACCAUCAUCAUAUUCGGAAUGUCGAAGAUUACUUUGAUAUUCGUCGUCAGACUGUCGGUGCCUACCCGUCGUACGCACUGUUAGAACUUGGCUACGACUUGCCUGACGAGGUGUUCAACCACCCAAUUGUCGUCGCUCUGCGACGUCUGGGCGUCGAUAUGAUAAUUUUGGAUAAUGACCUCGCUUCAUAUAAUAAGGAACAAGCCUUGGAAGAGUACCCUCAUAACAUUCUGACGUCUGUCAUGAACGACCGGAACUGCGACCUUCAUGAUGCACUCUCCUGGGUGGAAGAUCGUUAUCGGUUGACCAGGAAUACAUUUCUGAGGCUGUGGACGGAGAUACCAUCGUGGGGACCUGAGACCGAUGCCACUGCAUCUCUCUACUUGCAUGGCCUCGCAAGCUGUGUCCGGGGUAACGAAUGUUGGAAUUUCGAAAGUGGGCGGUACUUUGGAUCCAGCGGCAGAGCGGUUCAACAGCAUAGGAUGGUUACUCUUAUGCCCAAGCAGCUUUCAGCAAGCGAGCCACUUCUCGUACACGCAUAUUAA